AUGGUGCCUCCACUGGUCGCUCUGGAAGAGCAUUUCUUCUCCCAAGCCAUCCUCCAGGGCUCGGCGGAUUCCUACUCGGAACAGCUCAAGCACAUCCCCGGCCUGAUCGACAAGCUCGCCGACGUGGGCGACCUGCGUCUGCAAUCCAUGGACGCCGGCCAGGUGUCGCUGCAGAUUGUCUCCCACGCCCCGGCCACCAUGUCGCCGUCCCAGUGCCGCUCCGCCAACGACCAGCUCGCCGCGGCGGUCAAUGACCACCCGGACCGCUUUGCCGGUUUCGCCGUCCUCCCCGUCGCGGAUCCGGCCGAGUGUGCCGCCGAGCUGACCCGCUGCGUCAAGGAGCUCGACUUUGUCGGCGCCCUGAUCGAAAACCACACCGCCGACGGCACCUACUUCGACGGGGCGGCCUACGUGUCCAUGUUCCAGGCCGCCCAAGACCUCGACGUGCCCAUCUACCUGCACCCGACGUGGCCGACCCAGGACAUGCUGUCGCUGCUGUACACGGGCGAGAACAUCCCCAAGGCGGCAUCCAUCUCGCUCUCGUCGUCGGCCUUCGGCUGGCACUCGGACGUGGCCGUGCACGUGCUGCGGCUGUUCGCCGCGGGCCUGUUCGACCGACUCCCCAAGCUCAAGAUCAUCGUAGGCCACAUGGGCGAGAUGCUGCCCUUCAUGCUGGAGCGCAUCAUGCAGCUCUCGCCGCGCUGGGGUCCGCGCGCCCGCGCCUUCAAGACCGUGUGGGACGAGAACAUCUGGAUCACCACCAGCGGCGACUGGAGCGUCAACCCCAUGGCCUGCAUCCUGCGCAAUACCCGGAUCGACCACGUGCUAUACAGCGUCGACUACCCCUUCGCCCGCAACGAGGACGGCCUCACCUUCAUGCGGGACCUGGAGAAGAGCGGUCUCGUCUCGCCCGAGCAGUUGGAGAUGAUCGCCUAUGGGAACGCUGAGGCGCUGCUGCGUGUGAAGCAUAAGAAGCGCUGGGAUUGA
Molecule: messenger RNA, 987 nt
Organism: Fonsecaea erecta
Lineage: Eukaryota; Fungi; Ascomycota; Eurotiomycetes; Chaetothyriales; Herpotrichiellaceae
Exons: 1
Coding region: 1-987 (328 amino acids)
Biological process (GO): secondary metabolic process
Cellular component (GO): cytosol; cytoplasm
Molecular function (GO): carboxy-lyase activity; hydrolase activity
Source: RefSeq, a predicted model, not a curated record